GAACAACAAAAUACUGUGUCAGUCCACGAACGUGGUGGACGUUGUUAUGGAAUAUCGUUUAGCUAUAUUGCUUGCCUUGACGGCGAGCUCAUUCGCAGGUCCAGCGAGACAAAGAUCUCUGGGGACAGGAAGCUCUUCUUGCUCAAAAUCUUGCACAGGAAGCACAAAGUUUGGUUACGCCCCUGGAUCAACGUACCAGUACAAAUAUGAAGGGGAGACGCGGACAUCAAUGCUGGGAGCCUCGGAAGACCACUCCGCUAUUUGGAUCAACGCCCUUGUAGAUAUUGAAGUCAUCAGUAAAUGUGAAUUUAUACUUCAGGUGAAUGAUGUUACUAUAUUUGCAUAUGAUUCAAAACAGUUUGCUGAUCAAGAUAAGGAUAAACAGUUUGCUCAGACUUUAGAGAAAUACCCGCUGAGAUUUUCAUUCCAAGAUGGUCGAAUUGAAUCUGUGUGCCCCGCUGAGAAGGAAGAAGCAUGGGCUGUUAACAUUAAGAAAGGAAUAUUAUCGUCAUUACAGAAUUCAAUGGACAGCUUUGAUUUUAAUCAUAAAGGGUCUGAGAGUGAUGUAACUGGUAAAUGUGACACUGAGUACACAGUAGCACAGAGAGGAUGGCGGACACUCAGCAUCAAGAAAUCUAAGGAUCUGUCGUCAUGUUCACAUAGACAAGGCUUUAGUAGUGCCGUACAGACAACUCCAUUCAGAGUAUCCUCUGGCAUCAAAUCUCUGCCUAUCAUGAAGGAGACUCACACUUGUGACCAGGAAGUGAGCACAGCAGGAGUUCUGACAAGCUCUGUUUGCCAUGAAAUGCAUACACUGCGGCCUUUCUCCAAGGAGAACAGUGGCGCCACCACAGAGGUCACUCAGAAAAUGACAUUUGUUCAAGAAAGAAAGGGUACCAGCCAUGAUCAAGCUGAAUGUGGAGCACAAGAGGAGCUGUACUUUGAGCAUGCACCGUCAGAUAUUGUGACUGACCUGAGUGCCAGAGAGGCCAUUGACCUCCUGCUGGACCUUUGCCAUACCACGGCAACAGAGGUGACACCAACCACUUCCCAUCAGUUCUCAACCCUUGUAUCCACUAUGAAAAGAAUAGAUUUUGCUGGGCUUAGACGGGUAUAUAAUCAAAUGAUGGAAGAUAAUUUCUGUCGUGAUAACCAAGAGAGAGUCAGGAGGUUCUAUGUUGAUGCUAUACCAAUGGUUGGUACAGAGGCUUCUAUACAGCUGAUGAAAACAUUGAUAUCUAACAGUGAUAUCACAGGGACACAGGCUGAUGUCUGGCUGGCUUCUAUAGCUUUCAUACAACAUCCAACUAAACAGAUGAUUCAAUAUGUACAGGAAUUGAUUGGUCUACCUACCCUAUCAUCCAAAGUGUUACUGCCCCUAUCUGCAAUGGUACAGUCAUACUGUCAGGUGAAUCCAUUAUGUGGAGAGGUAAAGGAGAUCACAGAUUUCAUUGACAUUUUACAGAGGAACAUUGGUGGAGGUUGCAAAGCUGACCAGAAAAAUUUCCAGAUGAUUAUGAUGACACUGAGGGCACUAGGUAACACAGGUCAUGCAGAAAUGGCAGUACCUGCCUUGUACACAUGUAUAGAGGGAGACAACUCUAUGGACAUCAAAGUUGCAGCAAUUCAGGCAUUCAGAAAACUGUCAUGUGCAUCAGAUAGGAACAAUUUGAUGGGGAUCUAUCGUGACACAACUGCUGACUCCGAGCUCCGUAUCAAUGCUUAUCUCGCUGUGAUGAAAUGUCCUUCAUCUUACUUCAUCUCUCAGAUACAGGAUACCCUCGCUGCAGAAGAAGUUAACCAGGUUGGAUCAUUUGUUUGGUCACACCUCACAAACUUGAUGGAGAGCUCAGAUCCCAGCAACAGGUAUGUUCAAGAGUUGCUAACAGACGCAGAAUUUGAUCAGAAGUUUGAUCUGGACAAAAUGAAGUUUUCUAGGAAUUACGAGGGCUCUUUCUACUUGGAGAAAUACAACACAGGAGCCAAGAUUGACAGUAACCUGAUCUGGUCAAGCCGAUCAUUUGUUCCAAGAUCGGCAAACCUGAACCUGACCAUGAACUUGUUUGGUGAAUCCAUGAACCUGUUUGAGAUUGGAGGCCGUGUAGAAGGGCUAGAAUCCCUCAUGGAGUCUUACUUUGGACCUGUUGGUUAUUACAAUGAUGAGACAAAAGGUAGCAAUGAAAUUCCUGAUGCCGACCCAACAUCAGCAGGACUCAGUAAAAGAAAACUGAAUGACAUAAGAAGCAAGGCCAAGAAAACAGUGGAUGAGUUAAGAGGUGCUAUGUACAUGAGAAUGUUUGGCAGUGAAGUGUCCUACACAAUGUUUGGUGCGAAUAAUGGAAACAGUGAUGACAAAUUUGCUGGGUCUCUGUUGUUUGAUUUCCUGCAAAAAUUGCGCAAUAAUGAAAAGCAGGAAUUGUCAUUGACAAGAAAUGUCAUGCUGUUGGACAGUACAUACACUUUACCAACAAUUGUUGGUUUGCCUCUUAGACUGGCAGUUAAUGGGUCAGCGACGGUAGCCCUCAAUGUUGGAGGUCAGGUUAACUUGAAGAAUCCUAGGCAGAGUGUUGUUAUUGAAGGAAACUUUGAACCAAGUGGCUCAGUUGAGAUUGACUCAGUGAUGAGUGUGGAUGCUGUAGUUACAAGAGGUGGCCUCAAGAUGGUUUCCACAUUGUAUACUAGCACUGGAGCUCAGGGAAAGAUUGAAGUCACUGGGGGAAACAUUUUUGACUUCACAUUUGACAUCACCAGAGACAAGAGUGAAAUAAUUGAUGUAAAGACAUCAUUUUUCUUUGUGUACAAUGAUUACGAGAAAGAGCAGAACAUGAUAAAGGACGGCCAGGAGGAAAAAUCAGCAUGUACAGGAGACAGGCUGACAAGAGUUGCUGGUGUCCAGUUCUGUGCCAGCUAUUCAGCCCCCAAUGCAAGUUCUAAACCAGAUGCUCCUUACUUCCCCUUUACCGGACCAGUCAGCUUCAGUGUAGCAAUGAGCAAACAAGACCUACCUAAUGGAUAUAAACUGGAGGUCAAGACCAUCAAGACACCGAUUCAGACAUUAUUCCGAUUUCUGUCUGACACACCUGGUUCCAAAAAUGAUCGAGCAAUAGGCCUCGAUGUAGAUGUGAAACAUUCUGACAAGACUCUGGAUAUAAUCCUUGUAUCACCAUGGAAAAAAGCAACAGUUAAAGGUGAGCUUAUCGACACUGCAACUGUGAAAGGGCUUCUAGGUAAUAUUGACAUUGAUGAAGGGCAACGUAUCUACAACCUUGAUGCUAAAAUUCUGAUUGACCGGACCAAGGAUCGCGUAACCUAUACACCACAAAUUAGCCUCGAUAUUAGUGACUGGAAAAAGGUUUCACUGACAGGUGGAAUAAACUACAAGCUAAAGACAUCAUUUGAUGCUGACCUUCUCAUUACUGGAGCACAAGAUGCACCUAUAGUGAUACAGUCCUCCAUUUUAAACACUGACACCGUGGUUGGAAUGAAGGGCAAAUUCAAUUACGAGAAGGGUGAAGGUUACGUGUUUGAAGCCAUUUCAAAAAGAAAAAUUGAAAGGAAGAGACUGCGGUCCCGUUACACUUAUGAGCCGAGGGUAUACCUCCGAACACCCGAUGAAGAAAUUUUAGAGUUUAAUGGAAGUGCCAUUCUCAUAACAGGAAAGUCUUUCAAAGCAACAGGAUCUCUCGAGAAAUUAACCAAAAUACCAUUUAAAUUCAAUGUUGAUCUAUCUAAUACUGAGCAUACCAAGAAGAAAAGGAUGAAGAGCAUGGGACGAGUAACAGUGACAGGGCCAAGAUUGUCCAAUAAACUCAUGAUUAUGCAUGACAACAGAGGUGGCAAGAACAUUUUCACGAAAUAUCGAUGGGACUACAGUUUCGGCAAACAGUGGAGAGAUACAAUCAUGGGAAACAACAGGGUCAAGAUAAAUACAGCCAAAAAUAAGAAAAAUGUGAAAAUUACUAGCUCACUUAACUCCGUCAAAAAUGACAAUUUGGAUGCUAACCUGGUGGUGAACUAUGCCACAAACAGAUAUAAAACAAACCUUGACCUCAAUCUGAAAUAUGGCAAGAACUUGAAGUCAAAGACAACCAAGGAAACUGUUGACCUCUCUGUAGCUGCUAAACACAGUAAUGAAAGGGUUGUUGAGUACCAGGUGGACCUUAAAUUCCCUGCUAAGGAUGUUGAUGUGACUAUCACAGGAGACAACAAGUACCAAGAUAAAAGUGUACAGAGUAACAUCAAGAUCCAGUACCAUCCUGAGAGAUCUGUUGCCUUUGGUGUACAUCUACACAACAGAACUGACCUGUAUCCAAACUAUGCUGGAGAACUCAGCAUCAAACUUCCACAGAACAGAGAAUUGUCUUUUGCUGGAGCGUUUGGUAAGGAGAAUGACAACAAAUAUAUCAGCAAUCUGGAGUUCGAAAUUAUCAAAGGACGACGUACAAGGAUAGAUACUGUGCUGAAAAUUGCUACUCAAAAGAUGUAUGAGUUUGAGGUCGGAGUCAAACUUCCAGAAUUAGAGCCGGUUCGAGCUCUCGGGUCGUACAUCAGGGAGGAAAAUGGCCACACUGUUGAAGCAUCAUACAAAAAGGGUGAUAACCUGUACCGAAUUUUUGUUCAGGGUAUAUGUGAACCAAGUAAAAAUGCAAAGUUUUUAUUUGAAGUGACUGUACCAUCACGCAAGGUCAAGGUCAAUGUGGGAUCAUCACUUGUUGACACAGAAAGACAUAUGCUGUUUGACGUACAGUGGAAUGCUGAUAAGAGCCUGGAUGAUCGUUUCCUUACCAACAUGACAUAUGACUUCAAAAGUUGGGAUGAUUUUGAAGUGGCCUAUUUAUUGCAUUACCCGUCACGCACCAUUGGUUUCAAUAUGAAGCAUUCUGCUGCUGCUAGAUAUAUCACUAACAUAGAAUUGUCAUGGAGUCCAAAAGAAAAGCUAGAAUUCAAUAUUAUUUUCCGAAAUGACAAAUUCAAUGGAGAUGACAGAACAGAAUUAUCUGUAGAAUUUAUAAGUCCAUUUGAACGAUUUGAGGAGUUAGGACUAGCGGUAUCGUUAAUCAGAGAUUCAACACAGUAUCAGACAAAAACUAGCGUUACCUGGGAUAAAAAGAAAAAGGUGAUAGUCUCAGCUACAGCAAAGGUACCAUUUGAGGUAAACAGUAUAGAUAUUGCUGGUACUAUAUCUACACCAUUCAAAAAUUAUAAAUCAUUGGCUGCAAAUUUAAAGCAUAGACUAGAUGACGAUCUUCAGACAAUUGUUCUGGUGGAGUGGGGACGAAACAGAUUAUCUCUAAAAACAUCUGGUGAGUUAAAGUACACCAAAAUGUCUCGAUCAUUUAAUGGGAAAAUUGAUUUCCGUUCACCAUUUGAAGGUCUACGAGUUUUGAUUUUGAAUGCUGAGCAUCAAGAUGAUUCCAAGAAAUUUUCCUCAAAAAUCACUACUGAUGUUUCUCACUAUUCAUCACAAGUUAAUAUGGACACUUACAACAUUGAAAUGGACAUGACUCAUGAUAAUACUUUAAGUGGACUGAAGAAUCAAGGAACAUUAAAUAUAUUGAUUCCAAAUGAUGACAUUUCUACUGUCUGGGAGGUCAGCAGGUUAACAGGAAGCUCACGUGUAAUGGUUGACGUAACACCAAUGCGAGGAAACAGAUUCAAGUUUGACUUUGGAGAAACUCAUCAGCUGGCCCCGAAUAGAAAACUAAGAUCAACCUUUGAAUUCUUGAUACCAACUGAGACUCUGCGGGAAUUGUUGAUUUCUUUUAAUCAUGAGGACAAACCUGGAUUUGUGAAGACAUCUGGUUCUGUUACCAAAGAUAAUUUAGAAAUGAUGUCAGCUGAUGUAAAUUACCAGAAUAGCUAUGGUACCCUGAAACUUGAUUCACUCAUUAAAAGUAUCUAUACAGAAGAUCUCAUUUUGAAAUUGACGUCUGCUCAUAGCAUAAUGCCCUACAAUAGUAACUUUGAGCUUAAAUGGGGUGAAACACCAUAUAAGAUAAAUGCAGAGAGCAACAUUUUCUAUAAUGAAUUUGGUAUGUUUGAUAAUAGUUUGAAAAUAUUGACGCCUAUCCCCAGAUUCAACAUGUUCACUAUAACAACUUUACGCGAGAGACAAGGUCUAAAUUGGCGAACUAAAACAGAAGUAAAUGUUGAUGGACAGAAGGUCAGUCUAGCGGCAGUCUACAGAUUCGAUCAUGUAAAGCAGACAGAAGUCUCGAUAAAAUCUUCAUUCCCACAGUUCCCUGGUUUGGACACCAGUUUCAAAAUAGAUGGUAAUCCUGUAAAUUUCAAAGGAAGUGCAGCUUUUGUCAUGAAACCAUAUGUUGAUAAGAUUUCUACCGACUUCAGCUGGGCAUUUUAUUUGGGUACAAGUCUAACUGGAACUUUUAAUCUGUAUACCCCGUUCCGCCAGUACCCAUACAUGAAGGCCAAGGUCAACAGUAAUACAUUGGGAAUGUCACGUGUUUCAGGUUUUGAGAUCGAAUAUCUACCAACACAAGUGGUUAAAGUUGAAUCAGACUAUAGGUUUACAUCUUUAGAGACUCUUGAGGGUACGAUUAAGGUAACUAGUCCAUAUACAGACAAUAAAGUGGUAACAGCUGGGUUUACACAUACUGGUAAUAGGGAGGAGUUCAAGUCCGAUGCUAAGAUCACAUGUGAUUGUUUCGAUAAACCUGUUGUUACAGAGGCAACAUUUUCAUCUAAGAACGGAAUUGUAUCAACAUUUUCAAUGGACAGCCCCUUCAGAGGAUAUGAAACUGUUAAUUGGAACCUGCACCACCAAGGUCAGAUAGACGACUUCAGCACAAAAGCGGAAUAUGAAACUAACGGCAAGAAGAUAACAUUUGAGAAUACAUUCAGUGCAAAAGACGCUAUUGUAUACACACUGACAUUCCUUACCCCAUUUGCCAACAUUUCACGCACCCACCUGCAGUUUUCACAUGCGGGCAAAUUCCCAAAUACUAAAACACAUGCUGAAGUGGCAUAUAAUGAAAACUCAAUAAUAUCUGAUUUUGUGUUGAGAAAUAAUGGAAGAAAAACAGUAUUAAGAGGUUCUAUUACAACACCAUUUGAACGUUAUAGAGAUAUGAAAGUGGAAGUAUUAAGGACUGGAUUAUUGGAUGAUUUUACAACAAAAGCUGAAUUAAAGUAUGAUCAGACAUGGCAUGCAUCUUUGAGACAUAAAUUUGAUGGUCAAGAUUUAUUUACAAGUUCUGUCUUGAAAGCACCCUAUCUCCCAGAUGAUGUAAGUCUCACACUCAACCAUACAGGCAUACCACUGAACUUCCAGACGUCACUUGAAUACACGCUGGGACCAGCAUACAAGACGUCAAGUCAGACUAAAUUUUCAUACAAUUUACCAAAUUUAGUGGCUUCAUCCAAAACUGAAACUGUUAUCGACAGAGAGACAAGAGUUAAUGAACUUACUCUGGAACACAGAUUUAAGCAGACGGACACAUUACAUAUAGAUAUAUCAUCAAAAUUACUUGCCGAGAUCAGAGACAAUAAAGCCAGUGCAGACUUCAGGUUCAAAUUUAACAGUGAUGAAAGUGAAGCUGACACCACUUCUUCCACUGAAAUUUUAACUUACUUAAUUGUUGAAGUUCCACAUGACGACUUCAGAUAUAACAAACUCUUCUACAAUGCUGACAGGAAAACUUCCAUAGCUGAUAGAGUCAACAUGGAAAGUACUGCAACAUUUACUUUUGAAACUCCUUUGCUAGAAAAGGCAUCCUAUAAUGAGGAAACAAAUCUGAAACAAGGUAAAGUGAAUCAAAUGGUUACUUACAGCUAUGGAGAGUAUGUUUUGUCCACUGAGCAGUCCUGGCAGAGGGGAAAGUAUUAUUGCAAACAUGAAAUUCCUAUCGAAGGAUAUGAAACAACUGUCAUUGACGUGACAUACGGAGGCAGUUUGUUUGACUUGAGUCAUAUGCCUUCUAUCCCAGAUUUAAUUGAUUGGAACUUGGAUGGUACAAUAACUCAAACUGCCUUGGGUUCUCCGAUAAUUCUGUCCGUUAAAGGAAAUGCUGAUAAGACUACAGAUAAACUGAAUUCUGUCACAAACAACGUCAAGGCUGUCUAUGGAUCGGACAAGGAAGUUACUGUUGACUUUGUAUACAAGCCAAAGAAGAGUGUGCUGAAGGUCACAACACCUUAUGAAGGGUACAAGUCAUCAGAGUUAGAAGCAAACUAUUUGACAAGCGGUUAUAAAAGAGAUUACAGUAUUUCUGUAACAAGUUCCGCUCUCGAGACACCAGUCCAAAUGACAUCUCGUUUUAAACUUGAUCCAAAUCACAUGAAGGAUUCUGAAAUAUUCCAGAAAUUUACCAGUGGUUUCACCAACUUUACCCAUAUUGAACUACAUGUAGAAGCAAAAUCUGAAAAAUUCAGGCUGUCAUGGGAAGAUAGCAAGAGGAUCAAGAAGGAGAUUGAUAUUGAUGGACCUAAGCUUGUUUAUGAGGUAAAUAAUGAUAAUGUUGAAGCUGGUGUGCUAAUGACAGUGACAACACCAUUCAAGGAAUUGAAAGAUAUGAAAGUUAACUUUGACCAUAGGCAUUACACUUCUCCAAUGAGAGCUAAAGAGGUCAUUCUUAUACAGUACAAUGGAAAGAAAUACUUUGAUGUAGAUGCAGAAGUUGGAGCUUUGAACAAGUUCUCAGGCAGCAUCAUGUUCCGUGAACCAAGGCAGAUGGAGUUUAGUUUCAGUGGUGUGAAUGAAGGUCAAAGCGUGAAUGGAGAUUUGGUACUUGACUGGAACAAACUAGAGCAAGACAGCAAUUUCCGUUUACAGUUUGGUCUUGCUGAUAGUGGGGAUCAAUUGAAGGAAAAGAAAGUUUUCCAUAUUCGCAUUACUAACCCAGAAAGAAUUAUUAGUUUACAUAACAACUUUGAGAAAACUGUUGAUAAAAUAUCCAGUUCUGGCAAGAUUUCAUGGGAUGAAAAAGAAGGCAAAGAAAUGUCUUAUGAUCUUGAGUAUUCUAAAAUGUUACUACGUGGAUCAACAUUACACAGUUCCGAUUUGAAGCUUACACUGCCUGCCAGGUCAGUUGAAAUAUCUAGCUCAUACACAAAUACAGCAAGUCAGAUAGUCAGUACAGGAACUGUACUGUGGGAUUCUGGGAAUGAUCGUGACAAACAAGUACAGGUCAAGGUCACUUUGUCUCCAACAGAGAUCAGGAAAAUGGCUGAGAUUGAUGUAAAACUGCCAAGCAUGAACAAGGAGUUGUCCCUGAGCUCUGAAAUUGCUGUCAAUGAUGGUAACCGGCUACUGGACGGACAGACAAAACUGACAUACUCUCCAGAAGUGAACAAAGCAGUGUUGGUCAAGUACAUUAUACAGCAAGAGGAUGGAGAUCUCCCUAAUUACAAGGCUGGAUGGAGCUUAGAUCAUGUUUACACUCGCACACAUGUUGAGAUGAUGUCCAGCUUGGCCACAAAAGAUGAUGUCACUUCGGGUGAUCUAGAGAUGAAAUACCGCGGUACAGACAAGGAUAUGUCUGCUCUCCAACUUCACUCAGAGCUGGAUCGGAAGGAAAGAAAAAUGAACAUCAAGAUGACCAGUCCUGACCAAUCAGCAGAGAUUACAGGUCACAUGACCUCAGAAUCCCCAUACACAGUAACCAUAGAAACAUCUCACAAUAUGAAACCAACAUGGAAGACUGUCUGGACCGUAGAUACAAACAAGAGAAGUGUAGAUGCCUCCAUGACAUAUGAUGACUUCAAGGGCCAAGUUGUUACCAAGGCCUUCUUCCCAAAUGCCUCAUCAUUUGUAUCGGAGACAUCUACCCAGACAGUGGCUGAUCUUGUUCAGGAGGGACGUAUGUCAGCGGAACUAGAUGAUCGCAAGCUACAUGCACACCUCAAAUGGAGGCCUGAACUCAUCUCGGAGGCGGCUACCUAUGGAUCUGAGGCCCUGCAGCAGAUGAGGAAUGAAAUCAGUCCAGUUGUUCAGGAAUGUAUGAAAGACCUGGGAGAUAUACUGCUCAAGAAGCACCGCCUCAUCAGCUCCAGUCUGACUGAGGAGCUGAAACCUGUGUCUGACAGCCUCGAGGAGGAGAUGAAGUCUGUUCAGCAGGACCUUAGGAAAAUGAGAAGAGAACUGAAGAAAAUAUAUCGGCAGAAUGAAUUUUAUUUGAGGACUGUUGAAGAAAGCUACUCUGGAUCUGUCAAAGCUAUGCUGGCUGGAUACUCUGUCGCCAUUUCCAAGAUGAAUAUUGCUUAUACAAAGGCAAAAGAGACUAUUGAAGAACUCACUAACAAGAUCGAUGUAUACCCAUUCAAAGAACGUUACAAUGCAAUGAUGAAAACUAUCUCAGAAAAAGUCAAGGCAGGGGAGGUAAUAGUUCAAGAGGAAAUGGAAAUUGUAUUUUCUGUACUUACUGAUAAGAUAGAGGAGUUCACUACCCUGUAUGAUGAUACAAUAAAAGAUAUCUCCAACCAGAUUAGAACUAUGAUUGAAGUGUUGCUGGAUGAACUCGCAUUGGAACCAUACAUAGAUGAUGUGAAAGCAGCGUACAACAAAAUUGUAGAGAACUACCCUGGCCUGGACAACUCAGAAAUUCUUAAAGUUAUCAAUGAAGUACAACAGCUGUUGCUGGAGUCAAUGGAAAAAUCCACCUUCAUAGAGAAAUACAAGGCUUUGUAUAAACGUACAGGGGAACUACUUUCAGAGAAGUUUGAUGAUGUCAUGAACAAUGAAGACAUUCAAGAGAUGAAUAAAGCUAUCCUUGAUCUUUAUGAACAGGUUUCCUGGUUAUAUAAAUACACAGAGAUCAACAUUUCUCUGAGGGAAUUGAUCCAGAAAGCCCUUGACACCAUCAGAUCAAAGGUCAUGGACGAAUUCCAUGUGUUACCACUUGGUCUCCUUGACCUUCACAAGUCAAAGGUCAUUACAUUUGACCUUGAGAAUGGAGAAGUUGAAUUUGACCUGUAUCUGCCCAUCCCAAUGGAUGACUUUGAUGCAGUGAUGAAAUUGACAGCAGAUAGGUACAUGAGGAAGAUGAAAGCUUUGGCUGAUAAGUAUUUCCCAAGGAGAGAUAUCUGUCUGUGGGACCUGUAUUACAGGCUGCCACAUGUGCGUUGGAGCAUGAGGAAGGACUUGGUCCCACCAUUUGAUGUAUUUGGAACUGUUUCUGGCAAGCAGCAUUUCACAACAUUUGAUGGCCACCACUUAGAUGUAUCAGGACUGUGUAGCUAUGUCUUGGCUCAAGAUGUCAUGAACAAUAAUUUCUCUGUCGUUCUGAAAUACACUGGAGGACCCAAAACUCUUGCCAAAGAAUCAAUCAUCACCAUGGUAGCUGGAAAAACUGUAGAAAUGUUCCAAAGUUAUAUGGUUAAGGUUGAUGGUCAGCCUACAGAAUUACCUUACCGCUCGGAAAGACUGACAAUUUUCAGGUCUGGAAAUACUAUAACCCUUGACAGUACCAUCGGUCUCUCUGUUGUGUCAGAUUUCAGCAGCGAUUAUCACAUUGUCGGACUAAGUGGUUGGUACUACGGAAAAGUUGGAGGUCUGCUUGGUAACAAUGAUAAUGAACCAAAUAAUGAUGUUAUGUCGCCGGAAGGAGAAUCAGGUCUAAGAAUUAGAAAGUUCUUGAAUUCCUGGGAAGUUGCUAGUUCUUGCAGAUCUACCAUGGCUUAUGUACAAGAUGAACCAAAGAGGAAAUCGGAAGAAUGUGCUGCUGUCUUCAAUUCUUCAAGUUCUACACUACGCCCUUGCUUCCUACAGGUGUUACCAGACAUGUACCAGCACAGCUGUAACAUUGAACCCUCAGCAUUGUGUGAUAUUGCAACUUUAUAUACGGAAACCUGUGAUAGACAUGGAGUCACAGUCACUCUCCCAAACUCCUGUGUAAAAUGUCAGACACAUGAUUCCCAGGAAUACAAUUCAGAGGAAUCUGUGCGGUAUGAACAAGCUACAACCAAACAGCUACAGAACUCAAUGGAUGUUGUUUUUGUGGUUGAGGAACGCCAGUGUAAUCGUGACAUCACCGCCAAACUUAAGAAUGUCAUCUAUAGACUUGAACAAUCAAUCACUAAGUCAGGCUCCUCAAAUAACCAGUACAGUCUAGUUGGGUAUGCUGGUAGCAUGGUAGACUCACACACAAUGGAGGGACAGCUCUUCAAUGAUGCCACAAAGUUUGCAAUGGGACUUGAAAACCUGCGCUUCAACAAUCUUGGUCCCUACACUGACCCCUUAUCAGCGUUGAAGUAUGCCAGCAACCUUCCAUUUAGAACAGCAGUCAAGAAAACUGUGAUACUUGUUAGUUGCUCACCGUGCUCAGAGGCAAAGGGCUACAGUUUUAGUAAACUGUCUUCCGAGUUACAGACAUUAGAUAUAUCUCUACAUGUUCUCAGGCAGAGCGGGUUCCAGCUGAAAACUAACAGAAGCCCAAAAUCACAGAUAUUUGGUGUAGAUAUAGACGAGGCAUACAUUGGUCAGAAGAGAGAAGAUGGUGAUUUAUUUUCCGAUCUCGACAUUCCACAAGAUUACUGCUCCUCUCUUGCUCUCAACUCAAAUGGUUCCAUCUUUGACUCUGGUCACCUGUUUGUGGGUAGCGUUAGGCAGCAACGUCGCUUUAUUGACAGCUUCAGCGACCGUGUCCAGCAGAAAGAUUCCAGCUGUCAGAUAUGCAGCUGUGAGUUAGACCAGUCAGGGACUCCGCGAUCUGUGUGUAGACGAUGUGACAGACAACCCCUCUACUACAAGCCAUUUACAAAUGUGGUUCAGAAAGCUGUAGAAUACAAGAACACAUUUUCACAAAAAAUACAGUCACUGCUUUUCUAAGAGGGCAGCUCAACAGGAACUAUCACACAGAAUUUGAUGAACUUCAGACCACAUUAUGUAGAAUUCUAGUCAAGUUUUCCUUCGGAAAGUGCCUUAAAAUUCAUUAUGCUGUUGUAAGCAACAAAUUAAAAAACAAUGUUAAGUUUAUUGUGUUAUAGAUAUGGAUUACAAUGUGUGAUUUGCUGACAUUUCCUUACAAGAUGCAGUGAGCUGUUUAAAAAUUAUGAACAAAAACUUCCAUAUUUUAUAGUAUUAUAACUAUAUGUAUUGUUUUGUAAUGCCUGUAAUUUUAUUUUCUUAUUUUGUUUACUUGAUAUUGUUCUUCAUUGAUAUGUGCAAUUUAUGGUUAGAAAAAGUGUAUUUCUUAGAGUCAAAUUUCUGUAAAAUGCCUUCUUUAGGUGUACAUUUCUUUUGCUAGAAAUAUGAAGAUACAAUAGAGUUGUGUAUACAAUUAAAUUAGGAAUAUUUGUGAGAGAUUUUUUUUGCUAAUUUCGCAUUUUCGAUUAUUUCGCUAAAAAUUACUCUUCACAAAAAUGUGAAUUUUUAUCACUUUUAUGGGAAAAAUUUACAUCUUAUGUGCAGGUUAAUCCUCACAUUAUGUAGUGAUCUUUUAAUUUUGGGAAAUCUUGAUCACACAAAAUCAUCUGGUAUUACAGGACUGUAUAUUUGUAUUUUGGCUUAUAUAAGAAAAACAUUAUAAAAUAUUAUUGCUUUGAAAUGCGUACAAUUGAUUUUGUUUUAGUGAUAUAUAGCAUAAUUAGAAUUUUUUUGUUUGUUUGAUGUUAUUGUUUCCAAUGUUGCUUGUGUUAUAUUGUUUAGUAUGUCAAACUAUCAGGGGAAUUAUACAUAUAGUAUCUGGGGAUAAUAAAUACAGAAUUUUAAUUCAGCUCGUACUCAUUUCAGAUGACAAUGCAAUAUUUAUUUCUUUUAAACUGAAAAGUUAUGGGGUUUUUGAAGACUUUUCAAUCAUUUCUAGCUCAUUUGAUCAGAAAAGUAAUGUAAAAGUAAUUCAUUAUCAAAAAGGAUUGUUAAAACAUAGCUCUUUUAUAUUUUAUAAAAAUGUGUUCAGUAUAAUUUUUUGUGCUUUAUAGAUAUAUAUAGCAUCAGCUGUACCAAUGUACAGUAAAUGUUCAUGAUUAUAUAGCAAUUGUAAGAACAUACUGUAUUGACUGGUUUGAGAGAGAUAGUUGAAUGUGUCUUCCUUUGUAUGCCACGAUACUGAAUCACUAAUGACAUAGAAAAUAGAUUUGUAGAAAAAAAACGUACAAUUAAUGAUAGAUUUUGUAAUUUGAUUCCAAUGAUUUUUUUUCAUUUGACUGACAAAAUUUAUAAAUUUUCUUAAAAUCUAGUUUGAUCAGUACAAUCAAAUUUCAUGUUCAAGCUAACUUUCAUCUUUAUUUAUUACCCAUGUCAUUGCAAAAAAUUAAGAUUUCAAUACUUUUCUGAUUCCUAACUUGUUGUAUACAAAAGAAUUAAAGUCUUUCAUUAUAAUUUGAAGGAUGAGAGAUUCUGUGAAGAGAAAGUUUAUUGUUUUUUAAUUAAAUGUGCAUGUAUGUAUUUGAUUAAACAAGAUAUUGAGUUAAUAUAAUAA
This is a messenger RNA of Mercenaria mercenaria, 14375 nucleotides long. RefSeq names its product apolipophorins-like. Gene Ontology annotation, biological process: lipid transport. The coding region runs from base 47 to 12784 and encodes 4245 amino acids. NCBI's taxonomy places the organism in Eukaryota, Metazoa, Mollusca, Bivalvia, Venerida, Veneridae. The transcript has 43 exons. The record is from RefSeq and is a predicted model, not a curated record. Gene Ontology annotation, molecular function: lipid carrier activity.